Molecule: messenger RNA, 825 nt
Organism: Cryphonectria parasitica EP155
Lineage: Eukaryota; Fungi; Ascomycota; Sordariomycetes; Diaporthales; Cryphonectriaceae
Exons: 1
Coding region: 1-825 (274 amino acids)
Cellular component (GO): precatalytic spliceosome
Source: RefSeq, a predicted model, not a curated record
AUGAGCGAGCGAACUCACCGCGCCGACGAGCGGCGUUUUCUUGACGAGCGUGGUAGCAGCGCCACCCUCGCGCCCAAUGGCCUCAACCCGGCAACCAUCAUGGAGAAGGCUGUGCGCGAGCGCAUAGUCGACUCGUACUUCUUCAAAGAGCAGUGCUUCGCCGUCAACGAGGCCGACAUUGUCGACCGUGUCGUCGACCACGUGCACUUCAUAGGUGGCACAUACGGCUCCGCCCAGCGGCCCACCCCGUUCCUGUGCCUCGCCUUCAAGCUGCUGCAGCUCGCGCCGCCCGACGAUGUCCUGCGCGAGUACCUCCGCUUCGGCGGCGACCGCUUCAAGUACCUCCGCGCCCUCGCCAUCUUCUACAUCCGCCUGACCCGCCGCGCCCGCGACGUCUACACCCUGCUGGAGCCCUACCUCGAGGACCGCAGGAAACUACGCCGCAAGGGCCGCGCCGGCACCACCUUGACGUACAUGGACGAGUUUGUCGACGACCUGCUCGUCAAGGACAGGGUUUGCGGCACGAGCCUGUGGAAGAUGCCGAGCCGCGACCUGCUGGAGGAUUUGGAUGAGCUGGAGCCGAGGGUCAGCCCGCUUGGCGAUAUUGAGGAUCUUCUGGAGGAGGACGACGAGGGCGAGGUAGAGGAGAAGAAGGACCAGGACGCGCACAUGGAGGAAGACGGUCGUGGCAGCGAGAACGGAGACGGUGGAGAGAGGAGGAAUGAUGUUGAGAGGAAUGGCCGUGAUGACGACGAGGACGGAUCGGAGGGCCAGAUGGAGGUCGACCGGGAAGAAACGCCUAACAACCGAGACGGUACUCCUUGA